Messenger RNA from Oryzias latipes (Japanese medaka), 7323 nucleotides. RefSeq names its product microtubule crosslinking factor 1 (gene mtcl1). Gene Ontology annotation, biological process: regulation of autophagy. The record is from RefSeq and is a predicted model, not a curated record. Lineage: Eukaryota; Metazoa; Chordata; Actinopteri; Beloniformes; Adrianichthyidae.
AAACCUGGUCCCGGAGUAAACAAGGGGUGUGCUGGCGGGGCCAGGGCGCAUGCGCGCCGUAGGAGCUGACGAGCGUCGAGCCUCGCGCCGCAGUGAUUGCAGAGCUUCACGGGAGCAGGAGGACGCGCGGGGAUGGAGAGCCGGCCUGCGGAGGAGGAGGAGGAGCGCCGCCGCGGAUCCGUCUGACCAACUUUGGCUCCUUCAGGCAGCGGAUGCCACCUGUCACUCACCGGGUCUGCGCCGAUUAUCCGCGUUUACCGGCAGCCUUUCCUUCGAAACGGGACUACGGGGUCACAGCAGCCGGGAUGGAGUGAAGGAGACCUCGCAGACCGCAGGAUGCGCACCCCGGUGAGGAGGGGAGCAGCGAAACCGGGCAGCUUUUCUGCGGGGCCGCGAAUUGAUCGCUUCCUCCUCCACUCCGCUCCCGCCGGUGUAUAAUGGAGAGCUCCAAUGGCUCCGGUGGCGACACAAAAGCGCACAGCCAGCAGCCGGAGAAGAAGAGACCGAACCGAGCGCCGUCCCCGGCCAGACCCUUCCUGAAGGAUGUGCCGUCCCGCUCCGCCAAACCACCUGCCAUCGGACCCAAAUCCCCCAAACUCUCCAAGCAGCAGCAGCAGCAGUGCGCCCCAGUGUCCUUAGCCCACCAGAACCGCAGCUCCAGACGCAGCACAGCUGGGUCCAAGGAGAAACCAGCCACAGUCAAAAGUAGCACCAGGUCUGCUGCCGCGAAAAAGCCCGCAAAGCCGCCCCAGCACGCAGCAACCGAGCCCAAAGCCGCCAGCACCAAGCCGGACACCGCUGGCAGUCCGGUCCUCACCAAAGGCAAGAAGGGGAAAUUACCCGCGGGUUCUCCGGGCCCGUUCAGCCAUGGAUCCCCGAUCCGGGUCCCCACAGGGGCCCGUCUGGCCCGGGUCACUCAGACCGACAGCAGCUCCGACUUGUCGGAUUGCCCGUCCGAACCGCUGUCGGACGAGCAGAGGGCGGCACCUGCCGCAAGUAGCGACGCGGAGUCCGGUACCGGCUCCAGUGACCGGGACCAACCGGGAGCGCCAGCCGCAGCGCCGCCGCGCACGAGCGACUCUCCCGCCGCCAAGGGAAGCGCGCGCGCACAGGACAGCAAACCGGAGAGCGGCUCCGCCGGCGCACAGGUCAAACAGCCCGCAGCCAAGGAGGUGACCGAGGAGGAUCUGCAGCGGGAGAUCGAGGAUCUGAGAUCUGAAAACGACUACCUCAAGGAUGAAGUGGAGGAGCUGCGUGCAGAGAUGGAGGAGGUCCGAGACUGCUACCUGGAGGAGGAGGUCUACCAGCUGCAGGAGCUGCGAAGGGAGCUGGACCGCUCCAACAAGAACUGCCGCAUCCUGCAGUACCGCCUGCGAAAGGCGGAGCAGAAGAGUCUGCGGGUGGCUCAGACAGGCCAGGUGGAUGGAGAUCUGCUGCGCGGCCUGGAGCAGGAUCUGAAGGUCGCCAAAGAUGUGUCGGUGCGAUUGCACAACGAGCUGGAGAUCGUUGAGGACAAACGCAGCCGAGCGGAGGACGAGAACGAGACGCUCAGGCAAAAGAUCAUCGAGGUGGAGAUUUCCAAGCAGGCGCUGCACAACGAGCUGGAGAGGAUGAAGGAGACGGCUCUGAGGCGACGAGGGAGCAGAGAAGCUUUCAAAGACAAGAAACCUUCUAACCAAGAGGACAGCGCAGACCUCAGGUGCCAGCUUCAGUUUGCCAAAGAGGAGUCCAGCCUGAUGAGGAAGAAGAUGGCAAAACUCGGCAGGGAGAAGGAUGAGCUCGAGCAAGAGAUGCAGAAGUACAAAUCCGUUUACGGGGACAUUGACAGCCCCCUCCCCCUCGUGGAGUGCUCGGGCGGGGGUCCACACACCACCCGGGAGGCCGAGUUACGACUGCGCCUCAAGCUGGUGGAGGAGGAGGCCAACAUUCUGGGAAGGAAGAUCGUAGAGCUGGAGGUGGAGAACAGGAGCUUGAGAGCAGAAAAUGAAGACAUUCGAGGUCAGUACGAGAGGGACUUCUUUGGUCGGGAGCCCUUCUCCAGCAUGCCGUCAUCGCCGUACGCCGGAGAUGCUCUGGAGUCGGCCAACGAGCUUCGUCGCCAUCUCCAGUUUGUGGAGGAGGAGGCGGAGCUGCUGCGUCGCUCCAUCUCAGAGAUCGAAGACCACAACAGGCAGCUCACAUCUGAACUGAAUCGCUUCAAGUUUGGUCCCAGCGGCACCUCUGUUCACGCGGGUGAGGAGGGAAACGAGGGGGUCUUGUUCAAACCCGGGAACGGAGGCAGCGGCAGCAGCCCCCUCAUGAUGAUGGAGGAGCUGAAAUCGGCCAGGAUGCAGAUCAACGAGCUCAGCGGGAAAGUCAUGAAGCUGCAGUAUGAGAACCACGUCCUCAUGUCCAACGUCCAGCGCUGUGACCUGGCUGCACACCUCGGCCUUCGCACCGGCAGCCCUCGAGACAGCGACGCCGACAGCGACGCGGGACGACGGGAAGCAGCCGAGGAUGAAGAAGCAGGCCGACUUCUUCUCCUUCAACCCAAGCGGGAGGGUCCUGUUGGUGGUGAGAGCGACUCUGAAGACCUGUUUGAGAAGACAGGAACCACCUCAGGGUUUGGAAGCAUCAAACCUUCAGACGAGCUCAGUGCCACCGAACAGGCCAAUCGCAGGAGGGAAGAGCGAGAGUCGCUGGCCAAUGUGAAGCGAGAGGCCGACAGGCUGGGGAAGACGGUGGACCGUCUGAUCACAGACACAGACAGCCUGAUCUUUGAAGGGAGGCUGCUGGUGACCGCCGGAGACUUCCCUGAAGUCGGAGAGACGUCAGGAUCCAAACCCGACACGCAGGUUCUGGACUCCAUCAACACUCGCAUGAAGGCGUUCCGCACCGAGCUUCACAUCUUCAUGGAGAAACUGGACCACAUAGGUGAAGGUCUGAGAGAAAGGACGGACGACCUGUCGCCCAUGCCCAACCUCACAGAGUCCAGCAGCUUUCUGUCCACCGUCACCUCCAUGUCCCGCGACUCGCCCAUCGGCACAUUCGGAAGAGACCUGGCAACAGACUUUCAGUCCGUUCAGAGGGAUGAGCUGGAGUGGCGUCUAGGACAGGAGCGAGGCGUGGAGCCCCAGAGCCAAAGCCAGAGUGGGGGCCAGGCCCAAGGCAGGGGAGCCGCGGGACUCACUAGGUACCACAGGCCCCUGGCUUUAAGAAUAGAGCUACGGGACUCUCCUGACGUCCAGUUUCGUUUGGAGCACGACCGAAGGAUGAAAGCGACGGCGGAGGAUCGAGAGGCUGCGGUCUCUCUGCUGCAGCAGGAGGAUGGAUGUUUGCGUCUGGAGAUGCAGCGAGAAGGUUUGGAGCUUCAGGGUCUUCAAAGUCUGGACAUACCCUGGACUCAUGAGAGAGCUGCAAUGCAGCAGGAGGUUCGGCUCUUCAGACGCAACACCAUCAUCUUCUACAUGAAGCUCAGAGCCAUUCUCACCAACUGGAGGCUUGGCCGCAAAGACGACUCGGCAGACAAGACGGCGCACUCAGAGGCGGAUAAACUGGAGGGCUUCCAGGAGCUGGGAGCCAUAAUGGAGCGAGCGGAGGGGGAGUCGGACCGAGACGACGGACUAUGUUCUCCACAAACGGCAGGAGACACCCCUGACAGCAGGCCCACCACCCCUCUGCAGUCACAUGAUCCACACCUGCUUCAUCCCAGACAGUUUGGGGAGAACCGGCGAGUCCUGCAGGCCGUGCGGACGCUCCUGGAGGAGCUGCUGGACGUGCUGCGGGAGGAGGAGACGAGGAGAAGCCAACUGCAGCAGUCCUACGCCAAUGACAAAGCCGCCUGGGAGGUCAAGUGGACAGAGAUGAGGUGCCAGGUUGCUCAGCUGGAGGAGGAGGCCCGGGGCGAGGCGCAGGGGGGGGAGGUCGAUCCGGAGCCCGAGCGGGCCUUGAAGCAGGAGCGCGAGGAGCAUCGGCGCAUUCUGGCCGAGAGCCACAGCACAUCCCUGGACCUCCGCUGGAAGCUGCAGCACGGAGAGAAGAGGUGGAGCCGCGAGAGGACAGAGCUCCUGGAGCGCUUCAGCCGAGAGCGGCAGGAGUGGGAGAGCAGCAUGAGGGAGCUGCACCGCAAGAUGGAGAGGAUGCAGAGGGAGCUGAACACCAAAGGAGGGGAGGGCCCUGACGUCAAAGAUGGCAGCUCUGCCCACAGGGGGGUGUUCUCACCUCAGGAGAACUCUCCGAGAUCCCCUCGAAGCCUCAGAACCUCCACUACCGCUCCCCCCACGCGCUCCCAUUCCGACUCUGACGCCACCCUGGAGGAGCAGGGGGCCGCCAUGAGGCUCAAGGGCCCCACAGAAAACCUGUUUCUGGAUGCUCUGUCCCUGGACCCCCUUAGCUGUCUGGAAGUCCCUCCACCCUCCAGGCUGGAAGCAGAAAAGAGGUUCCCCUGCAUGAAGGAGGCCCUGAAUGAGAUUUCAGAGCGAGAAGAAUCUGCUGCCUCCCCAGAGGAGGAGAUGAGAGAAGGAGGGAGUCUGCUCAGGGCCAAGUCUGUGUGCUCCAUGAGCGACUUUCAGCGGCUGAUGGACAGCUCGCCGUUCCUCCCUGACAAGACGCACCAGGGUGAUUACGGCCAAGACGACGCCACUCCUCCUCUUUCUCCAGAUGACCUGAAGUACAUCGAGGAGUUCAACAACAAGGGCUGGGACUUCCCUGUGUCCACUCCGGUGACGCAUCCAAUCCGAGAAGUGUGGACAGAUACGUCUGCAGAGGUCAAAGAAGGGGAACCCAAUCCAUUCCAGCCACCCUCUUGGUUCCUCACCACCACCGCCACCUUGACCACCAGCACCCUGAGCAGUCCCGAGCACUGCCACAAGUCCCCACUCAGGGGCAACGGAACUGGGGCAGCAGAUGUAGGUGUGGAGCACUUUGGGCUUCACAUGCUCCACAGCCCUACUAGACAUGUGGCAGCAGAGCGCGGCACUGCCCAAGACCCCGAUUCUUUAAACGCCAAGGGGAGCAAAGGCAGGGCUGAGGGUGAGGCUGGGGUGGCAGCCGGCACGUCCGAUGAGGUGUUCAGCGGCGUGCGGUGGCCCUGCAUCCUGGAGGGCGGGGGGCUAAGGACUCCUCAAAGUCAGACCCCUGUGUGUCCCACAGUGGGUUUUGCGUCUUCUCUGGAGCUUGAGCUCGCCAAAAAUUUGAGCGAUGACAUGAAGGAGGUGGCCAUCUCCGUCAGGAACGCCAUCCGCUCUCCUCAGGGACCUGCAGUCCGCGACAUCGCCUGCCAGACCAACGGGUUGACCACACGGGGCACACAGACCACCCAGACCAUCAACGUGGGUCUGCAGACGGACCUGCUCCGGAACUUGACCAGCAGUCCCCACCGUUGCCUCACACCGAAAGCAGGAAGCACACCCAUCUCCUCCCCGUCACGUGGCACAAGGAAGGUUCAGUACUCCCCCGUGGUGCAGAGCAAGUUUGAUCGUCCCUGCUGCUCGCCAAAGUACGGCUCGCCCAAGCUUCAGCGGAAACCAUCCAUACCCGGGAAAGCCGAACUCCAAAACAACAGCCGCAUCCCGACCCCCACCACGCCUCAGAAGGGCAACAGUGAGUCAGCAUGGGCGCGCUCCACCACAACCCGGGACAGCCCCGUGCACACCACCAUCAACGACGGCCUCUCCAGCCUCUUCAACAUCAUCGACCACACCCCCGUGUCCUACGACUCCAUGCAGAAGUUCAAUAAGUCUCCGAGUCGCUCCCACCCCACGCCACCCCCCACCACAGAGCUCAGCCCCGCUCACAGGGCCCUCGCUGCCGACUCCAGGAGUGGGCACGAGUGCCAGCGGGCCGCUCGGGGGCGCUCCCCCAGCCCCGUGCAGCUGAUCGUGGAGACGCAGGGUGACAAAAACCCAGAGGUGGUGACCAUCCGGCAGGACCUGUCAGCCCCCCCAGGCUACACCCUGGCUGAAAACGCAGCCCGCAUCCUCAACAAGAAACUGCAGGAGCAGAACUGUAGGGAGGAGAGGCGGCUGCAGGCAGGGCAGAGCAGCCACGGCAGGCAGGCGGACUCUGACAGAGGACAGCCUGGAUGUAUGGAGCAGGACCUCCCUCGCUGUCCGGUGGCUCCACCCCUGGACUCCUGCUUCAUGAGACCGGCCCGCCCCGCCAACCGCCGACCCCCCUCUCGCUGGGCCCCCCGCUCCCCCUCCCCCUCCUCCUCCUCCCUAAAGAGGGGUGAGACCAUGAGAAGGAGGUUCACCUACCCACCACCAGGACGCCGGAAACCCAUCUUGGAGGGUGAGGAGCCGGCCUGAGGACAAGUCCCCCUCCUCUACCUCGGUCUGAAAAGACCCGGGAUCUCAGAAUAAAGGGGUUCAAAAGGAGGGGGGGGGGGGUGGACCCUUCAAGUAGCACCAGCGGAUCAUUGAGGAACCAGAAGAACCUGGAUUGUACUGUAAACUCACUGAUAUCAGAACACAAACGGACAUUUCCACAAGAGGUGCCUCUGCAUUCGAGUUCGUUUUCCCUCGUUUGUUUGUAAACAGAUAUGAGUUUAAUGCAUUUAUGAAAAUCAGCCACAAGUCUGGACUUUCUCCAGGUCAAAAUGGCAACUCAGCUGCAGCAGAUGGACUUUUUCUCUCAUUUGUUGGAAGGCUGCAGCUCAUUUCUCCCUGGUUUGUCUUGCAGUGGUUCAGUCCGGCUCUUUUGUAAGGAGCUUGUUCUUUGUUUAGGAUUCAGUGUUUAAAGAUUUUGUUUUAGGCUGAAGAAGAGGAACAGCCACACACAUACAUACACACACACACACACACACACACACACACACACAAGCAAAUAAUGAAAAAGCAGUUCUGCUUGGUCAGAAUCACAUGAUGUCAUUAAUGAGAUCUAUUUCUAUGUUGGGAUGAAUGUUGGGCUCGGUCUGCGUGUAGACGUCGGCUGACGACAACCUAAAGAACCUCAUGCAUAUUUUCCAGGCAGGGGUUGGAAUAUCAGAAACGUGUUUGCAUGCCUUUUCUGCAGUAGCACUUUAGUGCAUGUACAGACGAGCUCUAGUCUUUUGUAGCCACUUAUCGUGGCUGUGAGGGAAAAGUCCUCCUAAGGGAACUCUGUUUACCUGUUUCUUUGUUGUCAAAUUAUUUGCAUCUACAAAAAUGAGAACCGUUUUGAGUACUUAUCGUCCUUUCAAGGCUGUCUUUGUUACCGUUGAUGAAAAACUUUUUUUGGGGCAAGAAAAUUGUGGAAUUCAAACUAUGAAUGUUUAAAAAAAAAAGUCUAUGUCAGAAAUGUCUAUCAAUCUAUAGUCUCCUGUAAAUAGUAAAUGGUAAUAAAAGCAAAUGUGUGUUUCCAUGA